Tripterygium wilfordii is the source of this 1532-nucleotide messenger RNA. RefSeq names its product alpha/beta hydrolase domain-containing protein 17B-like. The record is from RefSeq and is a predicted model, not a curated record. NCBI's taxonomy places the organism in Eukaryota, Viridiplantae, Streptophyta, Magnoliopsida, Celastrales, Celastraceae. Bases 250 to 1356 code for a protein of 368 amino acids. The transcript has 5 exons.
AAUCCUUGAUAGUCCAUAAAAAAAUUUCCUUGAUAAUCCCACUCAAAGCAACCAAAAUCCUCCUCCUCCUCCUCCUCCUUCCCUCUCUCUUCUCGCCCUCUUGAUUCUCAAUCUUCUCGAUAUUCAGAGCAAAAACGUGAAGGGAAUGUUGUUGUUCUGAUCAAUACAGUUUGGGAAAAGGAGAACACUGUCCAUAGAAAGUGUAAGAAAAUCAAAACAGAGGAGGAUUGGAAAAAAAAACAGAGAGGGAUGGGAGGUAUGACAUCGUCGAUGGCGGCGAAGUUCGCCUUUUUCCCACCGAACCCACCAACGUACAAGCUGAUAACGGACGAGCUUACUGGUUUGUUGCUUCUUAGUCCCUUCCCUCACAGAGAAAACGUUGAGAUUCUCAAGCUCCCAACAAGGAGAGGUACCGAGAUUGUGGCAAUUUACGUUAGGCAUCCUAUGGCAACUUCUACUGUGCUCUACUCUCAUGGAAAUGCGGCCGAUCUGGGUCAGAUGUACGAGCUCUUUAUUGAAUUGAGCAUCCAUUUGAGGGUUAAUCUCAUGGGGUAUGAUUAUUCUGGGUAUGGGCAAUCAUCUGGAAAGCCUAGUGAGCAGAAUACAUAUGCUGAUAUUGAAGCUGUAUACAAGUGUCUUGAGGAAAGUUAUGGUACCAAGCUAGAAGAUAUGAUACUUUAUGGCCAAUCUGUUGGAAGUGGCCCCACCUUGGAUCUUGCUGCUAGACUGCCUCAGCUAAGGGCGGUUGUGCUUCAUAGUCCCAUACUGUCAGGUUUAAGAGUCAUGUAUCCUGUAAAGCGUACAUAUUGGUUUGACAUAUACAAGAAUAUUGACAAAAUUCCACUCGUGAAUUGUCCAGUUCUUAUCAUUCAUGGAACUUCAGAUGAAGUUGUUGAUUGUUCCCAUGGGAAGCAACUCUGGGAAUUGUGUAAAGAGAAGUAUGAACCGCUUUGGUUGAAAGGAGGCAACCAUUGUGAUUUGGAGCACUAUCCCGAGUAUAUCAAGCAUCUGAAGAAGUUCAUAUCCACUGUUGAGAAAUCUCCUUCUCAGCGAUUCAGUUCUAGAAGAAGCACAGACCAAUUCGAGCUGUCCCGGAAGAGUAUUGAUGUUUACGAAGUUUCAAGGAAGAGUACUGAUAGAAGGGAGAAACCGAGGCAGAGCACUGACCGGCAUGAGAAACUGAAAAGCCCGACCAUUAAUCCUGAUAAGCUAGAAAAGUUGAGAAUGUCUUUCGAGCAAAUGGAAAGGGCCCGGAGGAGUGUGGAUGUCCAUGAAAAGUCCAGGAAAAGCAUUGACCACCAGUUGGAAAGAGGACGAAAAAGUGUCGAUCGUUUGGAUAGAAUACGAACUGGGUAGUACUUCCUAAAACCAACUGUAAAAUUUUAUGAUUGUUCAUUGGUUUGGUGUUGUGGUUAAUCUAUUUGUUCUCUCUUUUGCAAAUCAUUGUGGUUGUGGGUUUUGUAGUUGGCUUUUGGUGUGUCCUUAUAAUAACUAUGGCAGGAAAUGAGAUAUGGUUCAGAAUUACAAUGGCA